UAACAACCACAAGAGAAACGAAAAAAAUAAUCAAAAAAAAGGAGAAAGGAAUUUUUUUUUCGUAAAAUUUUCAACAAAUUCUUGUCGCAACAAAAAUAUUUUUGUGCAGAAACAGUGUUUAAUUAAAUUGAAUGUAAUAAAAAUGUCGGAUAUUUUAACUGAAGACACCACAAACGAUGGCAUAGUUAUAAGAGCGCCAGUUGAGCACCCUCGCAUAAGAAUCAAUAGAUGGCGGGUAAGGGAAGGCUUUCCGGUAAGCGCUUCACAAGUCAUAUUACUCUAUGAGGCCCUGCCAACUGAGGGUGUUGAAGACGCCAGCACAAAAAUAGCAAAUAAAAUUAUACACAAAUUAAAGGCACAACGAGUUGGUGUAGUGAAAAAACGUCUCUUCAAGGAUGGAGCCAUUGUUAAAGCGGAUGCUCCCCUUUUGGAACUCUCCGAAUGUAUCCAUACAACAGUCAUUAAAGACAUGUGCGCUGAUUGUGGUGCAGAUUUGCGCCAAAAUGAAAAUGGCAAUACUUCGGAGGCAUCUGUACCUAUGGUACAUUCUAUACCCGAUCUUAAAGUCACACAGAAAUUAGCCCAGAAACUCGGUCAUGAUGAUACACGUCGUUUGUUACAAGAUCGUAAACUGGUUUUAUUGGUCGAUUUGGAUCAGACCGUUAUACACACCACCAACGAUAAUGUGCCCAAUAACAUUAAAGGUAUUUAUCAUUUUCAAUUGUAUGGACCCACAUCACCGUGGUAUCAUACACGUUUAAGACCCGGUACACCGGAAUUUUUGGAACGUAUGUCCCAAUAUUAUGAAUUGCAUAUUUGUACAUUUGGUGCCCGCAACUAUGCUCAUAUGAUUGCCCAACUACUGGAUCCAGAGGGGAAAUUCUUUUCACAUCGCAUUUUGUCGCGAGAUGAAUGUUUUAAUGCCACCAGUAAGACGGACAAUUUGAAAGCUCUCUUUCCCAACGGUGAUUCUAUGGUUUGUAUCAUAGAUGAUCGUGAAGAUGUUUGGAAUAUGGCUUCAAAUUUGAUACAGGUUAAACCUUAUCACUUUUUCCAACAUACAGGCGAUAUAAAUGCUCCUCCAGGUUGUUCUAAACAUGAAUUGGAUGGUGAGGGUGUCGAUUUUAAAGAUUUGGAAGGCUUAAAUUCUGAUGACAAAAAGGAAAUUUCCAAAGAAACUAAAAAUGACAAUGAACAGAAUACUACUUCAGGUGAAACAGUAACGCCAAGUACCGAUAGUGAUGAAAACGAACCUAAAGAUAAAGUUGAUAAAAUUGAAAAGGAAGUUGUCGAAACUAAUUUAGAAAAUGAGGAAACUACAGUUAAAGUUUCAAAAGAAGUUAAAAGUCAAGAAGAUAAUACAACAGAAACUAAAUCAGAACCUGAUGAUAAAUUAGAUAACACCGCAAAUGACAAAGAACCCAAUAAAACCGUUAUAAACGAUACAGACAAGGGUUUGGAUGAAAAAGAUAAACCGGCUCCAUCAAGCGCACAUACUCCCAAAAUAAAACUUUCCAAUGAUACUGAAAACAAAAUCGAAAUAGUCGAUCCCGACGAUUAUCUUCUAUAUUUAGAAGUUAUAUUAAAAAAUAUACAUACACGCUUUUAUGCUAUCUAUGAUGAGACCAAGGAUAUACCCGAUUUAAAGAUAAUUGUUCCAAAAAUACGCUCAGAGGUCUUAAGGGGUUGUAAUUUAGUUUUUUCUGGCCUUGUACCUACCAACAUGAAACUUCAACAGUCACGAGCCUAUUUCAUAGCUAAAAGUCUGGGUGCGGAAGUGUCACAGAAUAUCAUGGAAAAUACCACACAUUUGGUGGCCGUUACAGCGGGUACUUUUAAGGUAAAUGCCGCCAAAAAGAAUCCCAAAAUAAAAAUCGUCAAUGCAAAUUGGUUGUGGAGUUGUGCCGAACGUUGGGAACAUGUUGACGAAAGACUAUUUCCCUUAGAUCGUAAAAUGAAAAGCAAUAAACGUCAACCGCCUGCCCAUUGCCACAGUCCGGAGCAUGUUAUUAAUUAUAGUGAAAAAUCCGAGAUUUCCUCCUCUAGUAUGGCUCAACAAAAUGCUGCGGAAUCUUCAAAAUUCAUUGACACUAUUAAUCCGUUGUUAUCCUUUUCUAAUGCCGAUUUGGCCGAUAUGAAUAAGGAGUUUGAUCAAUUUUUUGAUUCCGAUACUUCCUCAGAAGAUGAAAAUGUUGAUAUUGAAAACCCUCCCGUAGACAAGAUUUUAAAGAAACGCAAACGUGAAGAAAACGAAGAAGAAAGAGCACGCAAAUUUUUCUCUCGUUCCACAGAUGUUUCAGUCUUAAAUGCCACCGGAACGGCUGCUGAAGAUGAUAAAUCGUCCAGUGACGAUAAUAAAGAUGACGAAGAAGAUGAAAUGCCAAGUGAAAAAUUUCGAAGAGGUGGCAAUUUACCUUCUGAUUUAGAAAUGGGUUCCGAUUCCAACGAUGACAGUGAUGGUAAUAAUCCGGAUGAAGAAGACGAUGGCGAUUGGAAUAUGAUGGGUGCUGCUUUAGAAAGAGAAUUUUUAGGACUUGAAGAUUAAGGAAACUUUUAACAAAUUUCUAUUUUUAAUUGGACACUAUUUGUUGGCUUAUUAUAAUUAAAUAAUAUAUUCACAAAACAAAAAAACGGAAAUUGUAGUUUUUAAAAAAAUGUAAGAAAAAAGUUUAAAAAUGUAUAAAUGAAAUUGUAAUUUUUUAACAAAAUAAAAGUUUUCGUCGUUUUUUUUAUAAUUAAUAAUUUA
Molecule: messenger RNA, 2746 nt
Organism: Lucilia cuprina (Australian sheep blowfly)
Lineage: Eukaryota; Metazoa; Arthropoda; Insecta; Diptera; Calliphoridae
Gene: Fcp1
Product: RNA polymerase II subunit A C-terminal domain phosphatase
Exons: 7
Coding region: 143-2545 (800 amino acids)
Cellular component (GO): nucleus
Molecular function (GO): RNA polymerase II CTD heptapeptide repeat phosphatase activity
Source: RefSeq, a predicted model, not a curated record